AUGGCCGAAUCAACGGAAGAUCCGGCCCUGGGCGUCAAAAUCUUUGCCAUCUUCGUCUUUUCCUCCAUCUCCAGCAUUCCUCCGUUCAUCCUCAGAACGGCUCAGUUGGAGAUGACCGAGCAGCGACAACGACUGUUUUCCUGGAUGAACUGUCUCGGUGGUGGCAUAUUCCUCGGCUUUGGCUUCCUGCACAUCCUGCCGGAGGCUGCACAGGACUUCAAAGCCGACACCAAUGGGUUCCCGCUUAUUUAUUUCCUGGCGCUGUGUGGGUUCAUGCUCAUCCUGCUCGUGGAGAAGUUCUUCACCUGGCUGAGCGAGCGAGCCAGCGGCAACAACAAGUUCGAGAAGAUCGAUGAUUCGGAGGAGCUCCAAGAUCUUGGUGCUGGCGAUCUUGACGACAUGGAGGCCGUCGGCGACGAGGACGCGCAGGCGAUUGUGCUGGACGGCGGCGACGAUGGUGACGCUGACGGCGCGGAACUCUCCGUCAAUGGCGACGCACCGGCCAUUAAGAAAGCGAAGAAAAAGAAGAAGAAGCACGGAACGACGCACCAGCACGACUCUGCCUCCCAUGGCCACUCGCAAGGCCACGGCCACUCGCACGGCCUCCCGUUGAACGUGGAAUCGCCGCUGCUGCCCUACAUCCUCACCGUCGGUCUCUCCUUCCAUUCGUUCUUCGAGGGUAUGGCGCUUGCUCUCACCCGCCGCUUCAUCACCGCCAUCGUCAUUCUCAUCGGCCUCGCGGUGCACAAGUCCGCCGAGACCUUUGCCAUCGGGGUCAAGCUCGUCAACACGAACAUCAGCAGCCGCAAGUGGGUGUGGCUCAUGCUCACCUACUCGGCCAUCACCCCGCUCGGCAUCGUGACAGGCAUCCUGAUCGAGAACUCGGUUUCGGCGAGCGCGUUGGAGAGUGUGUCGUCUGUCCUCCAGUCGAUCACUGUCGGUACCUUCCUGUACGUCGGCAUUCUGGGCACCGUGGUGGAGGAGUUCUCCACGCACAAGGGCAUCGUGCCCAAGGCCUGCCUCUUCUUCUUCGGCCUGUUGGCGAUGGGCCUGCUGAGCAUGCUGGACCCACCAGCGACCACGGCCAGAUGA
Molecule: messenger RNA, 1092 nt
Organism: Acanthamoeba castellanii str. Neff
Lineage: Eukaryota; Discosea; Longamoebia; Acanthamoebidae
Product: metal cation transporter, ZIP subfamily protein
Exons: 10
Coding region: 1-1092 (363 amino acids)
Biological process (GO): zinc ion transmembrane transport
Cellular component (GO): membrane
Molecular function (GO): zinc ion transmembrane transporter activity
Source: RefSeq, a predicted model, not a curated record